Messenger RNA from Fusarium keratoplasticum, 1143 nucleotides. RefSeq lists its product as uncharacterized. The record is from RefSeq and is a predicted model, not a curated record. Lineage: Eukaryota; Fungi; Ascomycota; Sordariomycetes; Hypocreales; Nectriaceae. Bases 1 to 1143 code for a protein of 380 amino acids. The transcript has 3 exons.
AUGAGCCAUUCUAAUACCACGAGCGUCAAACAGACUCCACCAGGGUCGGAUGCUACCCUUGUCACCGAAUUCACCGAGCCCGCCAGCGAGCCGGGCAUCACGACGAUCGAUACCCUCUCGGAGGAAGCUUCCUAUCGUGAGGGACGGAGCACUCCUGCGUCAAUGAGCACGCACAGCACUGUCACCGCCACUCCCGGGGAGAUGGCCCAGGCGCCCUUACGCGGUAGCGAAGCGCGUGCGGGCACGUCGCCCAAUGAUGCCAUCCCUGGAGCCUGCAAUUCAUCUCUGACAGCAAGGAUGUCGCUCGACCCGCAUCGAGGACAAGACUUGGACGACGCAAGCUGCGGGUCCAGCGGUGCCGAGUCUGAGGCCGUGGAUGGUGGACCCGAAUCACCGUUUGGGGCCCAGGCGUUUCCCCAGUUGCCGUCCCCGCGCCGUUCUCGUCGCAGAUCCCCAUAUGCGCAUGCAACGGCGCAAGAGGAGGACAGUGACGCAGUUACUGAAGGCUCCAACAGUGAGGAUGGCCUCGACGAUCCACGGAGUGUGCAUGACGAGGACUACUGCCCUCGGCACUCAAUAGCUCAGGGACCCAGCUCCGGAGACGAUUCCGAUGACGAAGAACGGCAUGGCUGCAAACGUCGCAGGGUAUCUCGAUCCGCUCACACCCGGAGCGCCCCCCAAAGACGACGGACAAGACGUACUGCAGCGUUGUUGAGAGGACAUCGAAGGCCUGCAUGCGGCAUGGACAGCCCCCCGUCAUUACAGGCAAGACCAACUGUCUCUGAGCGUCGAUUCGAGGAAUGGCCUCUUGGAAAUGCUUCAUUAAAGUGCGUCACUGAGGGCGACAAGAAAACCUUUCAAAUUCAGUUUGAAUGGAUCCCUGGUUCACCUGAUUCAUGCCAGCGACAUGCUGACAGAUCCGAGCCACUACCCAGGAAGAGCAGGGAACCACCUAAGGCUUCGCUUUUAGCUACAAGAUCAUCCGGUGGAAAGUGGACAUUAGAGGAAGACGAUAUUGUGCGCAAGAUGAGACAAAACGGCGAUUCUUGGGCCGAGAUUCAGUGCGCUCUUCCACACCGUUCUCAGGGCACGAUCCAAGUCCGGUACUCGACUAAACUCAAAUUCCUUCCUAGUUCGGAGUGA